CGCACGUGGCUUCGCCUGCCAGGAAUCAGCUGCGAUGGCUCCGGCUUUUGGGUCGGGUCGGAGGAGGAAAAAGCAGCGUUGGUGCAAAACCCGGGAGCCCGACGAGGAUCAGGACUACGAGAUGCCAGAAACUGCUUUCUCCAAGUCUGAUGGUGCUUCCGAUGUUGAGUUCGAUACCCAGGAAAUGGUUCGUGCCCAGAACAAGAAAAAGAAGAAAUCGGGAGGUUUCCAGUCCAUGGGUCUCGGCUAUCCGGUGUUCAAAGGAAUUAUGAAAAAAGGGUACAAAAUACCCACGCCCAUCCAGAGGAAGACCAUUCCUUUGAUCUUGGACGGCAAGGAUGUGGUGGCCAUGGCGAGGACCGGAAGCGGGAAAACGGCCUGUUUUCUGAUUCCCAUGCUGGAGAAAUUGAAAGCCCGCUGUGCCAAGACAGGAGCCCGAGCUCUCGUCCUGUCUCCAACCCGAGAACUUGCUCUGCAGACUCUUAAAUUCACCAAAGAGCUGGGUCGGUUUACCGGCUUAAAAACCGCUCUGAUUCUCGGAGGUGACAGGAUGGAAGAUCAAUUUGCUGCUUUGCACGAGAACCCUGACAUAAUCAUUGCAACCCCUGGCCGGUUGAUGCACGUAGCUGUCGAGAUGAAACUGCAGUUGCACAGUGUGGAGUACGUGGUCUUUGACGAAGCAGACAGGUUGUUUGAGAUGGGCUUUGCCGAACAGCUGAAGGAGAUCGUCUCCAGGCUGCCUGACGGCCGCCAGACGCUGCUCUUCUCUGCCACCUUGCCAAAACUUCUUGUGGAGUUCGCUCAAGCCGGUCUCACAGAGCCGGUAUUGAUCCGACUGGAUGUGGAAUCCAAGCUGAGCGAGCAACUCAAGCUCUCGUUUUUUCACGUGCGAGCUGACGACAAGCCCGCCCUUCUCUUGCAUCUGCUGAGAACAGUGGUCAAGCCACAAGACCAGACCAUUGUGUUUGUGGCCACCAAACAUCACACAGAAUACCUGAAGGAGCUGUUGACCCUGCAGGGGGUGAAUUGCACCAACAUCUACAGCUCUCUGGACCAGACGGCUCGCAAAAUCAACAUCGGCAAGUUUGCUCAUGGCAAAUGCUCGGUGCUGAUUGUCACCGAUCUCGCCGCUCGCGGGAUUGACAUCCCUCUUCUGGAUAAUGUGAUUAACUACAGCUUCCCAGCCAAGGCUAAGCUUUUCCUGCACCGCGUCGGCAGAGUGGCUCGUGCGGGGAGGACUGGAACAGCCUACUCCCUUGUGGCUCCAGAUGAGAUCCCUUACGUUUUUGACCUGCACCUGUUUCUGGGACGGCCACUGGUCUUCGCCAGUCCUCAUCAGAAGCCCACAGAUUCAGAUGGCGUUUUUGGCCGUGUUCCGCAAAUCGUCCUAGAUGAUGAGGAGAGCUUGCUACAGACUGACCACGAGCGUUCCCUUGACCUGCAGAGCCUCCGUCGUGUCUCCGACAAUGCCCUGAAACAGUACCAAAAAUCCCGGCCAAGUUCGUCCUCCGAAUCCAUCAAGAGGGUCAAAGAAAUGGAGUUCAGCCUGGUAGGGAUUCAUCCCCUCUUCAGUUUGCGUUUUGAGGAGGAUGAGAUGGCGCAGCUGAAAUUUGUGGACAGCAUCAAAAAUUAUCGUUCUAAAGCGUGGAAAAAGAGAAAUAAGAUUGACGAACAGGAUUCUGACACGGAGGUUGGUGGCAAUCAGAAGAACAGGAAGAGGCAGAAAGGCAGAGGGCCCCACCCGGCCUCCUCCCAGCGAGGCAAGGUCCGCUCCGAGCUGAAAACCAAGGAACAGAUCUUCAAGCAGAGGAAAAAGGCCUCCAAGCAACGUUUCCUGCAGGGCGGAGGGAUGAAGCGCUUGAAAUCUCGUAGCCGGCAACGGGUGCGAGAGAUGCGCCAAACGGCCUUUGGUCGCGGAAACGUCAAGAAAGGCAAGCUGCGGAAACGGAUGUAGAGGUCCUGCUUGCCCCGUGGUUGAUCCUCACUGAUUUACUGGGUAAACUUUGGGUCUAAAAAUAAAUAAAGAUUUAUUUCAG
Messenger RNA from Notechis scutatus (mainland tiger snake), 2036 nucleotides. The record is from RefSeq and is a predicted model, not a curated record. Lineage: Eukaryota; Metazoa; Chordata; Lepidosauria; Squamata; Elapidae.